Messenger RNA from Sipha flava (yellow sugarcane aphid), 2339 nucleotides. It is a transcript of the gene Pkc53E, whose product is annotated as calcium-dependent protein kinase C. The record is from RefSeq and is a predicted model, not a curated record. Bases 306 to 2339 code for a protein of 677 amino acids. The transcript is spliced from 17 exons. Gene Ontology annotation, molecular function: diacylglycerol-dependent serine/threonine kinase activity; ATP binding; zinc ion binding. Lineage: Eukaryota; Metazoa; Arthropoda; Insecta; Hemiptera; Aphididae. Gene Ontology annotation, biological process: protein phosphorylation.
AUGAUAACACAGUUGAGCUUUCGAUCGAGUGGUUAUUAUUUUAAUGUUCUGAAACAAUCGGAUGGCUGAUUCAUAUUUCCUACAACUUGUAACUUGUAAUUAUAUAAUAUGAAUCGAGUUUUCAGUAAUAUUGAUGAAUUCCGAUUGGUUUUAUUCUUUGGCAAAUGUAUAUUUAUCAUAUUCUGUGCGUGUCGAAUAUCGGAUGGAGAAAAUUUACAUCAUGGGCUUCAAAUGUCCUCUAAAUAAUUGCGGUUUGUUCUGAACGAUAAGAAUGAACAUUUUACUAAUGACAAGGAGAGGUGAAAAUGGCCGAAGACGAUGGAAACAUGGAAGAGAAUAACGCCGGUGACAUGAAUACCAAAUUUGGGCUGCGAUUGCGUGGGCGUAAAGGAGCGUUGAAAAAGAAGAACGUCUAUAACGUCAAAGAUCACAAAUUUAUACCGAGGUUCUUCAAGCAACCGACUUUCUGUAGUCACUGCAAGGACUUCAUUUGGGGUUUUGGAAAACAAGGAUUUCAAUGUCAAGUAUGCAGUUUUGUGGUACACAAACGUUGUCAUGAAUUUGUUUCCUUUACAUGUCCCGGAGCUGACAAAGGACCUGAUUCUGAUGCCGAAACGGCGAAACAUCAAUGGGAUCUUCAUACGUAUAUCACACCUUCUUUUUGCGACCAUUGUGGAUCUAUGUUGCACGGCAUUACCCAUCAGGGUCUCAAGUGUACAGCAUGUGACAUGAAUGUUCACAAGAGAUGUCAAGUGAGCGUUCCAAAUUUAUGCGGUUGUGAUCACACAGAACGACGAGGACGAAUAGAAGUAAAAGUUACGUGCCAUGGAACGAAACUCAUCGUAGAAAUUCGUCAAGGAAAAAAUCUCAUUCCUAUGGAUCCCAAUGGGUCUUCGGACCCUUAUGUUAAGUUGAAACUUAUACCAGAUACGGAUAAUAUUAAGAAGAAAACAAAGACAAUCAAAUCAUCGUUGAAUCCUGUGUGGAAUGAGACUAUUACGUUUGAGCUGAAGCCUGAAGAUAAAGAUCGCAGACUAUUGAUUGAGGUAUGGGAUUGGGAUAGGACAUCUAGAAAUGAUUUUAUGGGAUCUUUGUCAUUUGGAAUAUCGGAAUUGAUCAAGUCACCAGUUGAAGGAUGGUUUAAGCUAUUGACUCAAGAAGAAGGUGAAUUUUAUAAUGUGCCUGUGCCCGAAGAAGGUGCCGAUUUGGCUGCAUUGAAAAAUCAAAUGCGGGGCUCAAAAACUCAAAGUCGAAAUUCGAAAACUUCAAUAACUAGACGACCAAUGGUACCUGACAAAGAUGUACCUCACAAUAUGGGGAAAAAAGAUGUUAUUCGUGCGUCUGAUUUCAACUUUUUACAAGUACUCGGCAAAGGAAGUUUCGGAAAAGUAAUGUUGGCUGAACGUAAAGGUACUGACGAGUUGUACGCUAUCAAAAUUUUGAAAAAAGAUAUAAUUAUUCAAGAUGAUGAUGUCGAAUGUACGAUGGUGGAAAAACGAGUACUAGCCUUAUCUAGUAAACCACCGUUUUUAGUUCAACUUCAUUCUUGUUUCCAAACUAUGGAUCGUUUAUAUUUUGUGAUGGAGUAUAUAAAUGGCGGAGAUUUAAUGUUUCAAAUUCAACAAUGUGGGAAAUUUAAGGAACCAGUUGCCGUAUUUUAUUCUGCAGAAAUAGCAAUUGGACUUUUUUAUUUGCAUCUCAGUGGUAUAAUUUACAGAGACUUGAAAUUGGAUAACGUGCUAUUGGAUCAAGACGGUCACAUAAAAAUCGCUGAUUUCGGUAUGUGCAAAGAAGGUAUAAUGGGUGAUAAGACUACAAAAACAUUCUGUGGGACACCGGAUUAUAUUGCUCCAGAGAUCAUUUUAUAUCAACCUUACGGCAAGUCCGUUGAUUGGUGGGCUUAUGGCGUUCUUUUGUAUGAAAUGUUAGUCGGACAGCCACCGUUUGACGGAGAAGACGAGGAAGAACUUUUUGCGGCCAUUACCGAUCACAGCGUUAGUUAUCCUAAAGGAAUGUCUAAAGAAGCUAAAGAAAUAUGCAAAGGGUUUUUGACUAAAAACCCGAUGAAAAGAUUGGGAGGAGGUCCCAGGGGUGAAGAAGAUAUUCGAGGUCAUGUUUUUUUCAGGCGCAUUGACUGGGCGAAAAUUGAAAAUCGUGAAGUACAACCACCGUUUAAACCAAAAAUCAAACAUCGUAAGGACGUCAGCAAUUUCGAUAAGCAGUUCACUGGUGAAAAAACUGACCUGACUCCUACUGAUAAACUGUUCAUGAUGAAUCUAGACCAAACAGAAUUUAUGGGCUUCUCAUUUCUUAAUCCAGAGUUUAUUCAACAUGUAUAA